Messenger RNA from Thunnus maccoyii (southern bluefin tuna), 3669 nucleotides. RefSeq names its product dual specificity protein phosphatase CDC14AB-like. Gene Ontology annotation, biological process: regulation of exit from mitosis; positive regulation of cytokinesis; microtubule cytoskeleton organization. The record is from RefSeq and is a predicted model, not a curated record. Gene Ontology annotation, molecular function: protein tyrosine/serine/threonine phosphatase activity; protein serine/threonine phosphatase activity. Bases 471 to 1940 code for a protein of 489 amino acids. Gene Ontology annotation, cellular component: nucleolus; mitotic spindle; spindle pole. Lineage: Eukaryota; Metazoa; Chordata; Actinopteri; Scombriformes; Scombridae. The transcript is spliced from 14 exons.
CUCAACGCUCGCUGGAAUAUUCCAGGAAACGUUUUAAUUUAGGUGUUGAAUAAUUUGCGGGAAACUAUCCCGCUCAAGCUGAGCAAGCGGGUUUCUGGGAGAGAGAACCUGAAUGAGUUGGGUUUUAUUGGCCUUAAGAGACUUUUGACGCGCGUGGAUGGUGGACGUGGAACUGGAGACGCGACAAUUUGCCUGUUAAAGAGUUCUUGGGACUUUUUUUUUUUUUUAGAGCUGGACGUUUUUAACUCUAAGUACGGUUAGACUCAUCGAAGUUGGAUAGAAAUACUGGAUUUUAUCAUGAUAUUUUAUACAGGAGGCGUGAUAUUCUGGACACAUCUCAAGAGGCAUCAUAACAGAUAAUCCAGAAUAAACAAACCCUCUUCAGUUUGAUAUAGACUUGAGUUGAAGAAUAUUCAUAUUUGAAAUCAUAUAAAACAAAGAUUCUUACAGGAAUCACGUCGCGUAGUCAAAUGGCAGAUGAAUAUGAACAGUCCUGUGCGUCAGAAUUUAUCAAAGACCGGCUGUACUUUACCACUCUGCGUGUCAAACCAAAGAAUACAGCCAACACACACUACUUCAGCACAGAUGAGGAGUUCAUAUAUGACAGUUUCUAUGCUGACUUCGGGCCUCUCAACCUGGCCAUGCUGUACAGAUACUGCUGCAAACUCAACAAGAAGCUCAAGUCCUUCACGAUGUCUAGAAAGAGACUGAUUCACUACACCAGUUACGACCAGAAGAAUAGAGCCAACGCUGCUGUUCUUAUUGGUGCAUAUGCUGUCAUAUAUUUGAAAAGAAGUCCAGAAGAAGCCUACAGGACUCUGAUCUCAGGAAACAACAUGGGCUACCUGCCUUUCAGGGAUGCAGCAGCAGGAGAGAGCUCCUUCAACCUCACCAUCCUCGACUGUCUACAAGGAAUACGCAAGGCGCUGCAGUAUGGUUUUCUGGACUUUGAAUGCUUUGAUGUAGAGGAGUAUGAACAUUAUGAGCGAGUAGAAAACGGGGAUAUGAACUGGAUCAUUCCUGGGAAAGUUCUGGCAUUCAGCAGCCCUCAUCACCGCAGUAAAAUAGAGAACGGUUAUCCUCUCCACGCACCAGAGGCGUACUUUGCAUUCUUUCACCAAAAUGACAUCACAGCCGUGGUUCGUCUGAACAGGAAGUUGUAUGAGGGCAGGCGGUUCGAGGAUGUAGGAAUCGAGCACCACGACCUCUUCUUCCUGGAUGGGACCACGCCCUCUGACCUCAUCGUCAGGCGCUUCCUGCACGUGUGUGAGAGCACAGAAGGAGCUGUGGCUGUGCACUGUAAAGCUGGCCUGGGCCGUACGGGCACUCUGAUUGGAUGCUACCUGAUGAAGCAUUACCGGUUUACUGCAGCUGAGGCCAUCGCUUGGAUCAGAAUCUGCCGGCCUGGAUCCAUCAUCGGCCCCCAGCAGAACUUCCUAGAGGAGAAACAGCACAGUUUGUGGGUCCAGGGCGAUGUCCAUCGCUCCAAACAGAAACUGGUUCAGCAGAGACAGAGUCGGCGGCAGCAGCAUCUGCAGCAGCCUCACAGUUCAGACUCUGUGGGGGAGAAACAAGAAGCUAUGUCCCGCCUGCUGUCAAGCAUGGAUGACCUGUCAAUCAACACCACCCUCUACAAAUCAUACAGUCUGGAUGAGAAUAACUGCAAGGAAACCAGUCUAACUCAGGGAGACCAACUGAGAGCACUGAAGGGAAAACGGCCACCAAGAUCUGCCUCAUCCUCCUCAAGGUUGAACUUGUCCAAGGCCUCUCACUGCUCCAUCCUCCCACCCCAUAAGUCCUCUAAAGUCCCCCUCUCCUUCUCCUCAUCCUCCUCCUCCUCUUCUAAGAAGCUGGUACGAAGCUCCUCCUCCUCAGCCGUGCAGAUCAAGAGUCCCUUCAGCCUCAGUCUGUUCAGUACCAGGCAUGCUGUCAUUCACUGACUUCACAGUUUCCAAUCUGCUGACAAGCUGAGUCAACCUGUGGUUGUCUAGGCCUUAAACAUUUUGUCAACCUUGACAAUUAAUUAUCUGUCUGACACUGUAACUUCACAUUUAAUGCAGGGAUUCACAGAAACAGGAGCUUUGUAGAGUCAUCCCAAAGUUUGUAAAACACUUAUGCAUAAAGUUAAAGGGCUUUGUGGAUCAUUGGUCACCUUAACCAAUAUGUGUUAAAAGGACUGGCACCAAAACACAUGUCCAUGUCUCCAGUAUGUUAUAAUCAGAUGGUGUUGUGUAAUUAUAGGCAAUUAACAUGAUCUUUAACAUGAGAAAAGCUGUAACACUGGCCUUGAUAAUAUCUAAACUAACAGGAUUUUUUUAGAGAAGAAAAACAAAAAUGGAGCUUUGCGUGGUUCAGGCAGAGCACUAAAAUCACCAUGCAUGAGUUGAUUGGCAUCAUCAUUCAUGUUUAACAAUCAUUCAUCAACAUAAUAUAACACUGUUUCCUUCCAGCAGAAUUCUUUGUUCUCAUUUGUAUUUAAUGAACAAGAUCAUUAAUGAAAAACAUUCAUUAAAAUGUUUUCAAGGGUUUUAGAGCACACUGGAAGUGCCGUUUUUGGAGUGCAUUGGAAAUCUAUAGUGUUGUUGAACCCUUGUACAACUUAGACUUUUAUUGCAGUCACUCAGAGUUUUUCAACAUUUGUUACAAGGUUUCAUCUACAGUGGAAAUGAGAAUAAAUUGUCAAAGGAGACCUGGGGCAAACUAUCUGUCGGUCAGAUCACAUAUUGGUUCAGGUAACAAAUAUACCAAACUUAAAUAGGUGUUUAAAAGGUAUUUAGUACCUUUCCCAGCCUGAGUAACUUUGAGUUUAAAUCACAUCACAGUAAGUAGCAGCAAACUGGAGAACAUAAUGUAAAAAAUGAAGGGGAUUAAAGCACAAAUCCACACACAUUUCAAGUAUCUUUUGUAUAGGUAUAGCUGGCUGUAUGCUGUACAUCACUGGAGGCAGAGCAUUGCAAUACUGAAUUCAAAGCUUUACCAUAUGGGUCUCUAUAUGGCAAAGUUAUUAGGAUUUAAAAUCAAGAAGUGAGCACAGAUUAUAAUAAGAAGGUUGCUGGUUUUUAAUCUGUAUCCUUUUGAUGUAACAGCAUUUUCAAACAAUGUAGAAAUCGGUGGAGGAGUGAAAACAAAGCCAUGUAACUCUCAACUGCAACUGCACUUUAUUUUUUAGAACUUUAAGAUACAUGUUUUUGAAAAGAAAAAAAACUUAACUUCAUAAAUUAUUACUGAAUAUUUGUUUUGAAUCAAGUAAGGAGCACUAUAUGAACAGAUUAUAUACAUACAUACAGUUCAAUUAAAAUCAGAUUUAUCAAACAAAACACAGCAUGGAAACUUAAAUCACAGAGAUAUUUUUAGUUGCCAACAAUAAUUUUGGCAACUAAAACUGUCUUCAUGAAGGGAAUUUUUUCAGUGGCAGGCCACAGGAGCCAUGCCUGUGUGUGUAGCUGUGUUGAACAUUUUUUCUGUUUUCUGAGCAAAUGCUAUUAUGUUGAUAUUUGUUUAACUUUGUUUUUGUUUCAUGCAACGUGAAUGCUAAUCAUGCUAUGCAAAUGAUGUAUUGUUGCUGUUAUGAAAUAUAAUCAUCUGCUCUUGGAUCAUUUGUGACCAUUAUUGCUGGUGUUGUUUUGGCACUGUAUUGUCUGAUCACUGAUUGAAAAACUAAUCAUUUGU